AUCAUCGCAACACACUCAAUCAGUCUACUCUACAACUUCAAUCUCAAUCUCAAUCUCAAUCUCAAAUCUUCAACUUUUCAAACUCCCAAAACAACACAACAAUCAACAUGUCUGACGCCGGUCGCAAGGAUUUCUCCACCAAGGCCAAGGAGGAAAUCACUCCUGACUCCUCCAAGUCCACCCAGCAAAAGGUCAAGGAGACUGUCACCGACACCACCGACCGUCUCGCUCGUGGCGCCCAACCAGACGACAACAAGUCCACCACCCAGGAGGCUUUUGACAAGACCCAGCGCAGCCAUGACAACACUGCUCACGGCGGUGCUUCCAACUCUAUUGGUGACAAGAUCAAGGACACUCUUGGCAUGAACAAGUAGAGUGUCUCGCUCCAUCUACCAUCACAGUCGAUCCAGCCGGCAUGUUGCGGAGGACGUUUAAUUUUAUGACUUAUGAUUUGAUGUGAUGUCUUUCGGUUCGUUACGGUGUAUUAUCAACGAUACCACUUGCGAUAGCUAGCAAUAAAUCCAGUAUACCCUUAAACCUU
Messenger RNA from Talaromyces stipitatus ATCC 10500, 541 nucleotides. Its product is annotated as chaperone/heat shock protein Hsp12, putative. The record is from RefSeq and is a predicted model, not a curated record. Lineage: Eukaryota; Fungi; Ascomycota; Eurotiomycetes; Eurotiales; Trichocomaceae. The coding region runs from base 108 to 374 and encodes 88 amino acids. The transcript is spliced from 3 exons.